This is a messenger RNA of Pangasianodon hypophthalmus (striped catfish), 2730 nucleotides long. RefSeq names its product FBJ murine osteosarcoma viral oncogene homolog B (gene fosb). Gene Ontology annotation, cellular component: nucleus. Bases 455 to 1741 code for a protein of 428 amino acids. Lineage: Eukaryota; Metazoa; Chordata; Actinopteri; Siluriformes; Pangasiidae. The transcript is spliced from 5 exons. Gene Ontology annotation, molecular function: RNA polymerase II cis-regulatory region sequence-specific DNA binding; DNA-binding transcription factor activity, RNA polymerase II-specific. The record is from RefSeq and is a predicted model, not a curated record. Gene Ontology annotation, biological process: regulation of transcription by RNA polymerase II.
UUUUUUUAAAAAGCAAUCAGAAAUAUCUCCUGUGGAAGCUAUAGUAAACGCUGCUAUUCUCGACAGUGCUAGAGCGUUUUUUUCUGUGGGUGAGGGAAUCCCUAAACGUCAUCGCCUAGGAUACCAAAAAACAAAAACACCGCUCCAUGAACCAUAUAUGGGCACCUACGUCAGCGGAACUCCAGUGAGGGGCGGAGACAGAACACCCUUCUUUACAAAGCGGUCUUCAGAUGGCUUCAUUCAGAAGACGAGGGACGCCGGCUCGCGCGCACAAAACGCUGUUUAUUAUCGCUGACCAAACACGCUGCGGACAUUUUUUUCAUGGAUUUAUAAAUGCACACUUCGAAAAAAAGGGAAUCUUUUAGGGAUUGUGAUCUCGCCAGCCAGGGUGGACGUCUCCGCUUUGGAGUUGUAAACUUGUUUCCCCCCAACGCAGAACUGGAUUGCCAUCUUAAUGCAACUUUUUUGGAAAGACACGAAAGGCAUCUUGACUGACUCUUCAAGUAAAUCUUGUUACGACAGUGCACUAGAAGGCCAAAUCUUUCGCUGGGCGCCAGGUGACGUGCCAUUUUCGCCGGGAGCGAGCGCUUUCUCGGUUCCACUCGGCUCUGCCGGGGAGAUGUUCCAGGGGUUUCCCGGUGACCCGGACAGCGGCUCCCGUGGAAGUUCCUCUCCGUCGGUCGAAUCUCAGUACCUGUCUUCGGUGGACUCCUUCGGGAGCCCCUCCACCACCACUGCACCACAAGAGUGUGUAUCUGCCGCUGGAGGUGUAGGGGUGGGUGGCGGGUCAGCUGGCAGCGCUCCAGGGGUGGACAUGCCUGGCUCCUUCGUUCCCACAGUGACUGCCAUCACCACAAGUCAGGACCUGCAGUGGAUGGUGCAACCCACCCUCAUCUCCUCUGUGGCACCAGGGCAGAGUGGCACAGGUACGACCACCAUGACCCAGUCGGUGGCCCUGGACCCAUACGACAUGCCAGGGCCAAGCUUCUCCUCCGGCUCGGGCUUCACUCCUCCCAGCUCGGACACCCCAGGUCCCUUGCGCCAGUCAAGGAGCCGCCGGCGCACGCGUGACGAAACGCUGACUCCAGAGGAGGAAGAGAAGAGGCGCGUCAGGAGAGAGAGAAACAAACUGGCCGCUGCCAAGUGUCGCAAUCGACGGCGUGAGCUUACAGACAGGCUACAGUCGGAAACCGAUAUGCUGGAGGAGGAGAAGGCCGAGCUGGAGGCUGAGAUCUCAGAGCUGCAGAAGGAGAAGGAGCGUCUGGAGUUUGUCCUCAUCACCCAUCAGCCGAGCUGCAAGAUCCCUUACCAGGAGGAGCAGCAGCAGACGCCGGCUCCUCCUCCGCCUCCAUCCUCCUCUGUGGCAGUGGUGGGUUUGACUGUGAAGGAGGAUGCGUUCUACCUGCCUCCACCUUACUCGUCUCACCAUCACCACCAGCAGCACCACCACCAGCAGCAGCAGCAGCAGCAGCAGCAGCCAGUGCAGCAGCAGCAAGGGAUGAUGCAGGAGGUAGCCUUUUCUAGUUCUUUCUAUGGGCCGAGCCAGCCGGCGCCGGGUGGCCCGUGCCUUGUCGCCGACGUCGGCGGUAACCCUGACGCUGGCAGCCACAUCCCCUCAUACACAUCUUCAUUUGUGUUCACCUACCCAGAGGGAGCCUGCGGCGCCAGCGCUAACCAGCGAACCAGCAGCAGCGAGCAGUCCUCUGACUCCAUGAACUCGCCCUCACUUCUCGCACUCUGAAUGCCCUGACCCCUUCCUUCCUAUCAUUGCCCUUUUUCAUACACACACAGACACACACACACAUGCAAUCAUUCACUUUAUCAUGUGCAGCACAGUAGAUGUGCUCAGCCUCUUUGACAUUUUUCAAGAAGACCCUUUGUUAUUGCAUAUUCACAUCUUAGAGUUAUAUUUAUUGCAAAAAAAAAGUACAAAAGUUCUCACCGUUUCAUUUGUUCCAGCUAAAUGUUUUUUUGCACUGGUGCUUUAGUUGCUUAACUCAAGCCUGAAUCACUAUCAGAUAAAGUAUUAAUUUGUAAUAGAUUCAAACAUAGUAUCAAAAAGAGUCAGCACCUGUGACAUCCCCCCCCACACACUCACACAUGUUAAAAUGACACCUGGUAAUGCACUUAGUUAUAUUUAUCUCUCCUCCUGCUUGGUCUCUUUCUUUCUCUCUCUCUCGUUGCUCCUGCUUACUGCUGGUGUUUGAGCUCUCUUUUUCUCUCCAUGCUGAUCCUCUGCACAGUGUAUUUGUCUGAGUUGAAAAGGGGGCAAACACCUUCUGUGGCUUCAAUAUUUUAGUUUUUUCAUAGGCCAAACUGUAAUCCACCCACUUCUGCACUCUUCAUCCUCCAUCUAAUCCUUCCUUUCCUUCUCUGUCAUUGUGCCGGGACUUUUAAACAAUAAGGGACGUCAUUUCCCUCUACAAUCAAUCAAUCAAUCAGUCAGUCAAUCAGUCAGUCAAAUCACUAUCUAUCUCUUUUUCUUGUCUCCUGCAUCGUCCAUCUGCCCAUCUGUUUCUCCUCUCUUCUGUCUCUAUGUGCCUCUGGUACUCUGUGAAGCCUUCAGCCCCUGAGAGCCCAUUGGACCCUGAAAGCCCAUGGAACCUUGAAUGAUGGCCGGGCCACCCCAGCACCACAGACAGCCCCCCUUUUCCCCUCCAGCAUGGACCGACAGCCACACUGCACAGAGGAAACGCAGGAUUUAAAAAAAAACAAAAAAAAAAGCCAAAC